Plutella xylostella (diamondback moth) is the source of this 532-nucleotide messenger RNA. Its product is annotated as general odorant-binding protein 72. The record is from RefSeq and is a predicted model, not a curated record. NCBI's taxonomy places the organism in Eukaryota, Metazoa, Arthropoda, Insecta, Lepidoptera, Plutellidae. Gene Ontology annotation, molecular function: odorant binding; dibutyl phthalate binding. Gene Ontology annotation, cellular component: extracellular region. Gene Ontology annotation, biological process: olfactory behavior; sensory perception of smell.
AGUUCUGCACUUCAUUCGUGAGGUAUAUGGAUUUGAGGAAACAGUGGCUGAAGGUGUAAAGUUGGUUUUUGACAUGGAGCGGCGGGAAUUCGGCCUUUUGAUUAUAGCUGUCAUUUUGACAAGCGGAGCUGAAGCAAUGACUCGAGCACAACUGAAAAAUUCAGCGAAAAUGAUGAAAAAAAGCUGCCUGGGCAAAGUGGACGUCCCUGAAGAAAAUAUUGUUGACAUUGAAAAGGGAAAAUUCAUUGAGGAGAAAAACGUAAUGUGUUACAUCGCGUGCAUUUAUCAGAUGUCACAAAUUGUGAAGAACAACAAGUUGAGCUACGAGGCGUCCAUCAAGCAGGUGGACCUGAUGUACCCCCCGGACAUCAAGGACGCCGUCAAGAAGAGCAUAGAGCAGUGCAAGGACGUCUCCAAAAAGUACAAAGAUUUAUGUGAAGCAUCUUAUUGGACAGCAAAAUGCAUUUACGAUCACGACCCUAAGAUUUUUAUAUUCGCCUGAUAUGAUUAAAUAAAUAUGUCUGACACGGAA